Molecule: messenger RNA, 1795 nt
Organism: Orussus abietinus
Lineage: Eukaryota; Metazoa; Arthropoda; Insecta; Hymenoptera; Orussidae
Product: zinc finger CCHC domain-containing protein 4
Exons: 4
Coding region: 117-1730 (537 amino acids)
Biological process (GO): rRNA methylation
Cellular component (GO): cytoplasm; nucleolus
Molecular function (GO): rRNA (adenine-N6-)-methyltransferase activity; nucleic acid binding
Source: RefSeq, a predicted model, not a curated record
CUGUUGAUACAACAGUGCACAAAAGUAUUUUCCGACCAUGUGGUAGAUUUGUCAACAAUGAUGUACCCUAUGUGGUUUUUCUGAGUUCGUUGUUUAUAAGAAAAAAAUUAUAAAACAUGCCAGAAGAUACUAGUUUAAUUUGUAUCUCGGAAGGUCUUGACAGUCACCCGAAAUGUCCUCAUGGUCCAACACUGCUAUUUGAGAGAACAUGUAUGAAUGAUACGGAAAAAUUUUAUGCCUGUUCCGCAUACCGUAAUCGAAAGCAGUGUCCUUUUUAUUUCAAAUAUGAUUCGAAGCCAACGAAACAGCAUCUGCGUACAUGGGAAAAAAUUAAAAAGAAGGUCUUACCUUGCUACUAUCAUCAAAAGCUAUAUAGUAAUUUUAAUGAGCUAUUGUUGAAGAGACCUGCAGAAAGGACAUAUUGUCAUAAGUGUGAAAAGUUCAUUUUCAUUUCUGAAGAAGAAAGACACAAAGAUCAUGAAAAGAGCACAAAUUUAACGGAUUAUUUAAUGCAUCAUCCUACGGAGAUCUUAAGACCGCUUGAAGAUACCAAGAAAGAAGCUCAAUAUUUGUUCUCUAAGAAGACGGUGGAAAAUGUUGCCAAUAUACUCUUAAAGUUAGGAGCAAAACAUGUCUUAUGCAUAGGAACCCCCAGAGUACACGAAUACAUUUCUGAGAAUCUACAAAAUGAAAUGUCUAGUCUUCUUUUGGAUAUAGAUGGCAGAUUUCAUAACUUUUUUGGUCCACUGAACUACUGCUGGUACAAUUUAUUUAAUCAUCAUUUCUUCCGUGAAGAAGCUGAAAUCGUAUUUCAGGAUUUUUUAACACAAAGUAAUGGUGAUAAUAUGUUCCUACUUUGUGAUCCACCAUUCGGUGGUCGAGUGGAGCCAAUAUCCCAAACUAUAAGGACUAUUUCCAACUUACAUAAGCAAUGGAACAAUAUUUGUAAUCCAAAUAAGCAACUGCACAUUAUGUUCUUCUUUCCAUAUUUUAUGGAGCCCAUAAUGCAAAUGAAAUCAAAUUCUCCAGGAAUAUCGGGAGGUUUAAAGGAAUUAAAAAUGACUGAUUAUAAAGUGCACUACGAUAAUCAUUCAUUAUUCACAAAGAAAAGAACGAAAAUGCAAGGUACGCCAGUUAGAAUUUUUACAAAUAUAUCUUUAAAUUCCUUUGAACUGCCAUCAUCCGAUGGAUAUAAAUACUGUAAAAGGUGUCAAAAAUGGCGGGCUCCUGAGAAUAAGCAUUGCAAGAAAUGCAAGCAGUGUACCACGAAAAAUGGAAAAACGUAUAAGCACUGCAACAUAUGUGAGCGUUGCGUUAAGCCCAACUGGCUACAUUGCAAGAAGUGCAAUAGAUGCGCGUUAGAAAAACAUGCAUGUGGUGAAUUUUCAAAGUUCACAGGCCGAUGCAAUAAAUGCAAUCUGUUAGGUCAUGGUGUAAGAAAUUGCACCAAUAAAGAUGAAGAAAUGUCAAAUUCAAUAGAGAAGAAGCAAACAAAGAAACGUAACAUCAAUGGUGUCGAUGCAUCAAAGUCAGCUAAAAGAAGAAAAGUCAGUUUAAAUAGAAAGGAUACAUCGGAAGAUACUCCCAUUGUUUCAAAUCGCAUUUCAAAGUGUACCACUUCAAACAUUGUGCAAUCGCUUGCAUUUAAGAGGAGAGAGAAGAGAUUUUCACAUUUGACUACUGGAAAAUUGAUUAAAAAAAAGAAGAGUGUAUCUUCUUUGAAAAAAUAAAUAGUUGAUUGGCUAUUAGGUAUGGUUCAUUAUAUUAAAAUAAUAUAAGAAGAAAAAUCAAUUGA